AUGGCUCAUCAGCCUCUUACCAGGAGCACCAUGAGGAGUCACCUGUCCGGAGACCCGCUGCCCCCCGGCUGGGAGAUCAAAGUGGACCCCAACACCGGCUGGCCCUUCUUUGUGGAUCACAACAACAGGACGACCACCUGGAGCGACCCCAGAAUGCGGGACAAGGUGAACCAGACAAUGACUAAUGGUCCACCCCAGGAGAAUAUAAGGCAAAGCAACACUUAUUACCCUCAUCUUAGGCCUGGUUACAUCCCAAUUCCGGUUCAUCAUAAUGGUGUGGACAACCAACAGCAAUUUCCAUGCUACUAUCUACAACAGCCAGGCAAGCAGAGAGUCAAAUGUGAGCCUGCCAAGCGGCCACAGUCUCCCCUGGCUGGCUUUAAUCGCCCUCAGUCUCCUGCCUGGACCUCGCCUGAACCUCUUCAGACAGAGAAACCGAGUAGCCAGCACUCUGGAUCUCCACAAGGACAAUCGCCUCCCCCUUCUGUCGCAGACUCAAGCAGUCUGUCGCAGUCUCCUGGCUGGCAGGGCCCUGUGAGACCAAAUACUGGAAGUCACCAGUUGCCACGUGGCUAUAUUCCUAUACCAGUGAUCCAUGAGGGAAAUUGGGGCCCGCCAGUCUCCUCAGAACGUCCAGCAGACACAGAAGACAGUCUACCCACAACCGGAAAGCCAGUCACAUCAACCAGUGUUCCACAGAAUCCAGGAUGAAAGAGACUCCAAGCAGCCAGUGAAAGUAAGAACCAUAUCUAGUCGAGAAAGUUCUCCUGGCAGAGUGAGCUCCCCAUCUCCUUCUUCUACCCGAGUUCAGCAGAUUCCUGUGCAACGGAUCUCCCCUUCUAGAGUUCAAAUGGAUAAUUCUCCCACUACAGUCCCUGUUCAGAUGGGUUCUCCGACCACAGUUCCUGUUCAGAUGGGCUCUCCUACCACAGUUCCUGUUCAGAUGGGCUUUUCCACCACAGUCCCUGUUCAGAUGAGCUCUCCCACCAAAGCCUCCGUUCAGAUGAGCUCUCCCACCACAGCCUCCGUUCAGAUGAGCUCUCCCACCACAGCCUCCGUUCAGAUGAGCUCUCCCCACCACAGCCUCCGUUCAGAUGAGCUCUCCCACCACAGCCUCCGUUCAGAUGAGCUCUCCAACCACAGUGCCUCUUCAGACAAGAUCAGCCACCCCAACCCAAUCUCAGAUGAGAUCUGCUACCAGUGACUCAACCCCCACCCCAAACCAGGUAGGCUCUGCCGCCACCACUAGCCCAGUAAAGGCAGACCCUGCCAGUAUCAGCUCAGUUAAGAUUGGUCUUGCCACAGAUAUUCCACGUCAGUGUUCAAACACUGUGCCAGCGCAGACCAGCCAAGCACAGGCAGAAUGCAAACCAUUGUUUGCGCAGAAAGAAGUCAUGGAUGAGAUGCAUCCUUCAAAUAUUGUGAAGGAAAGACCUGACUUCAAAGAGUCUCUCCAUGAAAAAGAGGCUGAAGUAGUAGAAUCCCAAGAAAAGCAUCCUGGAGUGGUGCAGGUGGAGCGGAUAUUAGGCAGGGUGGAGGCACUGCAGGAGGCGGUCGCUAACUUUCGGGGCAGUAAAAAUGAAAAGAGGUAUUUGAUGCUGGAGGAAUACCUUACCAAAGAGCUGCUGGCCCUAGACUCGGUAGACCCUGAAGGCCGUGCAGAUGUUCGCCAAGCAAGGAGGGAUGGUGUUAGAAAAGUGCAGAACAUUUUGGAGACUCUGGAACUGAAAGUCACUGAUGGCCAAGCUAUGGACACGCCUGCAAGCUCACAAGAGUCAGUACAGGGUGAUGGCAUAACUGGCGCACAGUACACUUCUUCAAGUGUGCAUGGCAAGGCAGCCUGUGAUAAUCCAUGUAUGGAGAAUGCCUCUGUACCAACCACUGAUGGGCAUUAG
Messenger RNA from Staurois parvus, 1895 nucleotides. The record is from the annotation of a GenBank genome assembly. NCBI's taxonomy places the organism in Eukaryota, Metazoa, Chordata, Amphibia, Anura, Ranidae.